UUUGGUAUUUUCUUUUAAGGGGUGUAAAAACACAUAACUUUUUAUGAAAAAUCAAAACAAAAUCCGAUGACCUCCUGCUGGAUGUGCACAAACUCUGGGACGUGGACAGGAUGUCUUGCUAUUAUCGCCAGCACGAGGACACGGCGGUGACCGUGCCGAAAUUCACAAACGAAACCUCCAGCGGCGGUGUGACCUACUACGAUGUCAAGGUGCGGGUGGGCACCUUGGAGUGGCUGGUGGAGCGGCGCUAUCGGGACUUCGCCCAGCUCCACGACAAGCUGGUGGAGGAGGUGGCCAUCAGCAAGAAGCUGCUGCCACCGAAAAAGCUGGUGGGCAACAGACAACCCGCUUUCCUGGAGCAGCGCCGCGAGCAGCUGGAGAUCUAUUUGAGGGAGCUGCUAAUCUACUUUGGCGCGGAGCUGCCCCGCGCCUUGGCCGAGUUCCUGGACUUUACCAAGUACGACAUCAUCUACCUGCUGCAGGAUCUUGCCAAGCUGUUCAACGAGAGCGGGGAUGCGCUGCUAAGCUCCAAGAAGGAGUACAACCUGUCGGCCCUGGAGGUCUAUGCCAUUAGUGAGCGUCUGAGUCUUCCCUGUCCACCAAGUCUAGAUCGUGGCGGCAAAUACGACUUCUCCCAUGUCCUGGACUUCUGCACUCAGCUGGUGGCCUUGGUAGUGACUCCUGUUAAGGACAAUGCCAGCUAUGCGCAGGACUACAACACAGUGGACGUGCCAAUUGGACGGAGCAAUAUCAUUCCCAACAGACUCAACUUUAACCUGAAUGCCUUUCGCAAUCUCAAAACCCUGCGUUUCUCCGCCCUGUCCACCGAGAACAUUGCCGACAUUGAGCUGCUGAAGCCCACGCUCCAGACAAUCUGUGUCCACAACACCACCAUCCAGAAUAUAAACCAGGUUCUGCUCUGCGACAAUCUGCACAAGCACUGCGAUGUGCCCAGUCUUCUACCGGAGACCAUUGCUGCCAGUUCCAGUUCUUCCAUCUCGAAUGGCGGCAGUGCUUUGGUCACGGCGGAUGCCUGGAAAGAGCUAACCGAACUGGACUUGACGGGCAAUCUGCUGACCCAAAUCGAUGGCAGUGUGAGAACAGCCCCGAAGCUGCGGCGCCUUGUCCUAGAACAGAAUCGCAUAAGGUCUGUGCAAAACCUGGCGGAGCUGCCUCAUCUGCAGUUGCUGUCGCUGUCGGGGAAUCUCAUAGCCGAGUGCGUGGACUGGCAUUUGACGAUGGGAAAUCUUGUGACGCUGAAGCUGGCCCAGAACAAACUAAAGACCUUAAAUGGUCUGCGGAAGCUGCUGUCGCUGGUCAACCUGGAUUUGAGCUCCAAUCAGAUUGAGGAUCUAGAUGAGGUUGAUUACGUGGCCAAUCUUCCUUUGCUGGAGACUUUGAGGCUCACGGGAAAUCCCCUGGCGGGAAGUGUGGACUAUCGUGCCCGCGUCUUGGCCCGCUUUCACGAACGCGCUGCUGAAAUCUCGCUGGACAAUGAGCCUGGCAAUCAGCAGGAACUGGACACCGCCCUGGUUUUAUCGGCCCUGCUGCAGUCCAAGCAACGACAGCUACAGAAAUGACCUAUGUCUUGAUUCCAUUCACAAAUCUCCAAUUGAUUAACAAACAUUUCGUAUAUGAUAUUUUCUGUAUUCCUAAAUUAUUUUAAUGUGUUUAUCAACCUUGUUUAUAUAUGUUUUUAAUUGUCCACCCGAUGUGCAAUAAUGCAAUGCUCACCUCGAAAAUGAAUAGUUAAGUAAAUUAAAUAAAUUCCAUGUACUAUAUAACCUGA
Messenger RNA from Drosophila kikkawai, 1789 nucleotides. RefSeq names its product nischarin. NCBI's taxonomy places the organism in Eukaryota, Metazoa, Arthropoda, Insecta, Diptera, Drosophilidae. The record is from RefSeq and is a predicted model, not a curated record. Gene Ontology annotation, cellular component: cytoplasm. Gene Ontology annotation, molecular function: phosphatidylinositol binding; protein binding.